This is a messenger RNA of Mytilus californianus (California mussel), 2010 nucleotides long. RefSeq names its product coiled-coil domain-containing protein 93-like. NCBI's taxonomy places the organism in Eukaryota, Metazoa, Mollusca, Bivalvia, Mytilida, Mytilidae. Gene Ontology annotation, biological process: Golgi to plasma membrane transport. The record is from RefSeq and is a predicted model, not a curated record. The transcript is spliced from 21 exons. The coding region runs from base 11 to 1894 and encodes 627 amino acids.
AUUGUUCAAAAUGGCAGCCAGUGGGAGUGUGUUUGCAGGAAGACCACGAACAGGUUCCAGGCUGCCUGCACAGCUUGACGCGGACGGCAAUGAAGCAGAGUUUGAUGUGAGAGAAGAUGAGGAACAAGAUGUAAAACUUGGUCAGACUUUGGAUCUGUUGUUAGCUGCAGGAUACUUCAGAGCUAGAAUUAAAGGAUUAUCUCCCUUUGACAAAGUAGUUGGUGGAAUGACAUGGUGUAUAACAACCUGUAAUUUUGAUGUUGAUGUUGAUCUGCUUUUUCAAGAAAAUUCCACAAUUGGACAAAAAAUAGCAUUAACAGAAAAGAUUGUAGCUGUUUUGCCAAAAAUGAAAUGUCCACAUAGAAUAGAACCUCAUCAAAUACAAGGAUUGGAUUUUAUACAUAUCUAUCCAGUUGUACAAUGGUUGGUGAAACGUGCUGUGGAAACAAAAGAAGAAAUGGGGGAUUACAUCAGGGCAUUCUCAGUGUCGCAAUUCAACAAAAACCAUAAAACGCCAGAGGAUGUUUCAUUUGAGUUAUUGAUAGAAAAAUCAACAGACUCAGUCGCCAGUGUAAAGGAGAAUUACAAGCCACAGAGAAGGUACCGCAGACCUGAUGCUGAAAACUUAAAAGAUGAAGAAACAAGAGUUCAUUCUACAUUGUUAGAAUAUGGCAGACGUUAUGGAAUCAGUAAAUCAGACCAGGAAGAAAAGGAAAGUGAAAAAAGUGCUAAGAAACGUGCUGUUGCAGCUGGUUUGGGAGGGGAGACAACUGAGGAAGAUUUACAGGCACAAGAAGAGAAAAGGAUAGCCAUGUUGAUGUCAAGAAUGUCAGCUAUGGGGGUUCAAGAGGGUAAACUAACAGCUAGUGCUGUAGGAUCAAUAGUCAGCAUGCAGAGUGAACAAAUACAGCAGAUACAUACAGAAUAUGCUGAAAAACAAUCAGAGAUUGAGCAGAUUGAAAAGACAGAGAGAGUUGGAGGAGAGCAACAACAUAAACGUGUAAAGGCUGCAAUGUCAAAACAAAUUGAGCAACAGAAAUCUAAACUAGAUGAGAUAACAUCCAAACAUGAUCAGCUACACCAGGCUUAUUUAGAGACACAGGCUAUGUAUAAAGAGGCAGAAUCAAGAGGUGCUAGGAUUGAUGAAGAAAUGGACAAAUUAAAUGAAAUAGAAACAGAGGAGAACCAAAGCAUUCUGCAAACACUGAGAUCUCUUGUUGCUAUGAAUGAAAAUCUGAAGAAGCAAGAACAGGAAUUCAAGGCUCAUUGUAAGGAAGAAAUGAGUAGGUUAAAAGGUCAAAUAGAAGAAGUGAAAGAACAGACUUCUGAGGAAGAUUCAGGAGACAAGGAGAGAGUGUCACUUAUAGAUAAACAGUAUGAAGCUGAUAGAGAGAAACUACACAAAAUAAGGCUGUUGCUGGCAAGAAAGACAAGGGAGAUUGCAGUACUGCAACGAAAGAUUGAUGAGGUUCCAUCAAGGGCUGAGUUAAGUCAAUAUCAGAGACGUUUCAUAGAAUUAUAUAGCCAAAUUUCUUCUACGCAUAAAGAAACUAAACAGUUUUACACUUUAUACAAUACACUAGAUGACACAAAGUUAUACUUACACAAAGAGGUUAAUUUGCUGAAUUCUGUCCAUGAUACUUUUUCACAAGCUAUGGGAUCACAAGGAACAAAGGAGCAGUUUCUGAAACAGUUUGAACAAAUAGUUGAGGGCAUUAAACAAAAUAAAGCUAAAGUUGAAAAACGAAAGCAGGAAGAAAAGAUGAAGCGUGACAGGUUAAAUGAUCAACAUCUUGACCUGAUAGAAAAGCAAAGACUUUACUUUAAAACAGUCAAAGAAUUUAAAGAGGAAUGUCGGAAGAAUGAAAUAUUGAUGUCAAAAUUGAAAAGAUAACAAAUGACCUUGUGAAAACCAAGAUGGAUGCCAUAUUGAAUAUUAUAUCAAAACAUGUUUUAUUGAAUCUUAUUGUAACGAUUAUAAAUGUUAAAAUUAAAAUUCUUUUAUAUACA